Messenger RNA from Oncorhynchus masou masou (cherry salmon), 2773 nucleotides. Its product is annotated as rho-related GTP-binding protein RhoH-like. Gene Ontology annotation, cellular component: cell projection; cytoplasmic vesicle; cytoskeleton. The coding region runs from base 1135 to 1713 and encodes 192 amino acids. Gene Ontology annotation, biological process: engulfment of apoptotic cell; establishment or maintenance of cell polarity; regulation of cell shape. The record is from RefSeq and is a predicted model, not a curated record. Lineage: Eukaryota; Metazoa; Chordata; Actinopteri; Salmoniformes; Salmonidae. Gene Ontology annotation, molecular function: GTPase activity; GTP binding; protein kinase binding. The transcript is spliced from 5 exons.
UCCACACUCAACAAACGGAUGCUGUUAGUGAGAUGAGAGAGAGAGAGAGAGCGCAUCUCAUUUCCCUCUCCGUUUUUUGUACAGAUAGUAGUAAGCCGUGUAAGUGACGCAUAUAAACGUGUAUAAGUAGUUCUGUGCAUAUAGAAUAAUUAGGCUAUUUACUUUCGCUUUAAGCAGUAUUUAUAAAGUAGCCUAAUGUAUAUACCGUAAAAAAAUAAGUUACUUUUUUACCGAGGCACCCAACCGUCUCCGAGUCAACAAAAAAUGCUUUGAGUUGAAGCGCAACAUCCGCCCGUUGCCAUCAUGAAGACAGGCUGCGGGGUCGACGUCUGACAACACGCUCUCUAACGUACGCCGGGCCCUCAUUGGAUGGGAUAACCACCUGUGGCGUCAGGUGACCUCGAUUGAUCGCAGGGGGCGGAGCCUGGUGUCAACUCCGUGGAGAACACAGAGGGGACUACAACGUCUCCCUAAAGAACUACAACCCCCACAGAGAGUAUCACAGAGAAGGUGACCACAACCCCCUGAUCUCAACCCUCCUCUACUUCAGGACUACAACGUCUCCCUAAAGAACUACAACCCCCACAGAGAGUAUCACAGAGAAGGUGACCACAACCCCCUGAUCCUAACCCUCCUCUACUUCAGGACUACAACGUCUCCCUAAAGAACUACAACCCCCACAGAGAGUAUCACAGAGAAGGUGACCACAACCCCCUGAUCCUAACCCUCCUCUACUUCAGGACUACAACAUCUCCCUAAGGAACUACAACCCCCACAGAGAGUAUCACAGAGAAGGUGACCACCAUCACUAUGGACGUCACAACCCCCUGAUCUCAACCCUCCUCUGCUUCAGGACUACAACGUCUCCCUAAAGAACUACAACCCCCACAGAGAGUAUCACAGAGAAGGUGACCACCAUCACUAUGGACGUCACAACCCCAUGAUCUCAACCCUCCUCUGCUUCAGGACUACAACGUCUCCCUAAAGAACUACAACCCCCACAGAGAGUAUCACAGAGAAGGUGACCACCAUCACUAUGGACGUCACAACCCCCUGAUCUCAACCCUCCUCUGCUUCAGGAAUACAACGUCUCCCUAAAGAACUACGACCCCCAGGGUUCCGAGCGGAGCAGCCAUGAGCGCGGAGACCCAGGUGAAGUGUGUGCUGGUGGGGGACAGUGCUGUCGGGAAGACGGCCCUCCUGGUUCGCUUCACGUCAGAGACCUUCCCUGAGUGCUACAAACCAACUGUGUACGAGAACACUGGAGUGGAGGUCUUCAUGGACGGGGCUCCGAUCAACCUGGGUUUGUGGGACACGGCAGGAAAUGACACGUUCAGACAGAUCCGUCCUAUGUCCUAUCAGCAGGCAGAUGUGGUCCUGAUCUGCUACUCCGUGGCCAACGCCGCCUCCCUCGCCAGCGUCAAGCACAAGUGGCUGGUAGAGGUGCGUGACAACCUUCCCCGUGUCCCGGUGCUGGUGGUGGCCACCCAGACGGACCAGCGUGACUCCGGGCCUCACAGCGCUCCUGCUCCUCCGCCGCAGAGGGCAAACGCCGCUCAGGACAUACGGGCCAAGGGAUACCUGGAGUGCUCGCCGCUAAGCAACCGCGGCGUGCAGCAAGUGUUCGAGUGUGCGGUGAGGACAGCGGUGAACCAGGCCAGGAAACGGACGCGCCCGCGGAUGUUUGAUAUCAACAGCUGCGUGGUGUUUUGACCUCUGAACCUCUGAACCUUUUGGAGGGGGGGCUAGGUUGGGGUGGUGCUGGGAGGAUACUGAAGCCUCUAACUACUGCUCGGGGCCAGUGGCGACUCAGACUUGGACUCAUCGCCAGGGACUUGAGACUGGCGGGUUAGUGACUCGACUACAUCACUGUGUCUGACUUGAACUGUUCGAGGUCCUGUCUGACCCCAUGACCUGUGGUUUUGGGGAAACUGAGGUCCUGUCUGACCCCAUGACUCUUGUUUAACUAACUGAUAGUUUUCACAAAAGAACAAACAAAACAGGAUCAUUCCUAGAGGAGAGAGAGAGACAGAGAGAGAGAGAGACAGAGAGAGAGAGAUGAAAUAGGAGAGAGAGAGAGAGAGAGAGGCAGAGAGAGAGAGACAGAGCGAGAGAGAGAGGCAGAGAGAGAGAGAGAGGCAGAGAGAGAGAGCAGAGAGAGAGAGAGGCAGAGAGAGAGAGAGAGGCAGAGAGAGUGAGAGAGGCAGAGAGAGAGAGAGAGAGAGGCAGAGAGAGAGAGAGAGAGAGAGAGAGACAGAGAGACACAGAGAGAGAGAGAGAGGCAGAGAGAGAGAGAGAGAGAGGCAGAGAGAGAGAGAGACAGAGAGACACAGAGAGAGAGAGAGAGGCAGAGAGAGAGAGAGGCAGAGAGAGAGAGAGAGAGAGAGAGAGACAGAGAGAGAGAGAGACAGAGAGACACAGAGAGAGAGAGAGAGGCAGAGAGGCAGAGAGAGAGAGAGGCACAGAGAGGCAGAGAGAGAGAGAGAGAGAGAGAGAGAGAGAGGCAGAGAGAGAGAGAGAGAGAAUAGUGAUUAGUGAAGCAGUUUAAAGGCUCCGCCUGCAGGAGGAACCGCCCCUGUGACAAGUAUUUUUUAUUUCUUAUUUAUUUUUAUUUCAUUUAUUUUUUAUUUUUUUUACAAUAGAAGAAAACAAUGCAAGUCGAUAACAACUAUUUCCGUUCUCCGUCUAUAGAUGUUAAAAGUUAUCCUUUUGUAAAGGUAUUCUAGCUCAGGUUCGUCCGUUUCCUUUGUUAAAUAAAUGUUGCCCAACCACU